This is a messenger RNA of Ricinus communis (castor bean), 1272 nucleotides long. RefSeq names its product cell number regulator 6. The record is from RefSeq and is a predicted model, not a curated record. Lineage: Eukaryota; Viridiplantae; Streptophyta; Magnoliopsida; Malpighiales; Euphorbiaceae. The transcript is spliced from 5 exons. Bases 306 to 1025 code for a protein of 239 amino acids.
GAAAAGAACGGCCGAAAACGACCGCGUAUAAAUGGAUCGAUCUCAAAAUCGUGAAUCGUCAUGAGUAGAAAUCAAAUUGGCACGGUUUGGCGAGGGAAAAAAAGAGAGUUGGUUCGCUUGUAAAAGGCGUUGAGAGAAAAAUAAAUUUUCUAUCUCCAAAAAUAGACGAAUGAAAAAGGUAGAAGCGGAGUGAGUUUUGAGAUCUCUGUAUUUAUUUUGUUGCACAAAGAUUUGUCUCUACAUCGGGAGUAUACUCUAUAAUCCACAUUAUAUUUCCUUCCAAACUUCCUCUCUACGAUUUCAAGAUGGCGGACGGAAAUGCGCAAUCGAGAUACGUGAAGUUGACAAAAGAUCAAUCACCUGUGGAAGAUAUCACUCCCGGCGAACUUAAUCAGCCUAUUCAAGUCCCACAGUUAAUUAUUCAUAGAUGUGUUGAAUGUGGACAAGCUUUACCAGAAAGCUAUGAACCUCCUGCUGAUGAAGAUUGGACCACAGGAAUUUGUGCCUGUCUCGAAGAUUUUGACAGUUGCCGAACUGGACUGUUUUGCCCAUGUGUGUUGUUCGGACAUAACGUCGAAACUCUGAGAGAAGAUAUUCCAUGGGCAAAUGCAUGUGUUUGUCAUGCUAUGUGUGUGGAAGGCGGACUUGCACUUGCUGCAGCUACUGCCUUCUUUCAUGGAAUUGAUCCCAAGACAUCUUUUCUCAUUUGCGAGGGCCUGUUUUUCGCCUGGUGGAUGUGCGGCAUUUAUACUGGUUUGUUUCGACAAUCCUUGCAGAAGAAGUAUCAUCUCAAGAACUCACCAUGCGACCCGUGUCUGGUUCACUGCUGUAUGCAUUGGUGUGCCUUGUGUCAAGAGCACAGGGAGAUGAAGAACCAUUUAUCUGAUAAUUCUGAUACGCAGAUGACUGUUGUUAACCCUCCACCAGUUCAACAGAUGAACACUGAUGAAAGCCAAGAAUCUGCACCAGAUGCUCAAUCUUCUAGAAAUGGUGAAAACACCAACUUAGAGAUACAGCCUGUGUAGUAGUGAUGGUUCACCAGAUGCAGACAUCGUAAAGAGUUUAGCUCAGUUUUCAGUUUUUUACUUUCCUUUUUGUGGGUCUUUAAAUUGGGGCAACUUACUUGGGAAAAUCUGGCCAUUGCAAUUAUUUAAAGGGCAAAGUUUUAGUUUUAGUUAAUUUGUACUGUGAUCAGACUGCUAUGCUCUUUCCUCUACAGUGAAUUUGAUCAACAUCUUCCCUGAACAUCAAUGGACGAAACCCAUAUAUUUA